This is a messenger RNA of Arxiozyma heterogenica, 2022 nucleotides long. RefSeq names its product Swc4p (gene SWC4). The coding region runs from base 1 to 2022 and encodes 673 amino acids. The transcript has a single exon. Gene Ontology annotation, biological process: negative regulation of transcription by RNA polymerase II; DNA repair; chromatin remodeling. Gene Ontology annotation, cellular component: NuA4 histone acetyltransferase complex; Swr1 complex. NCBI's taxonomy places the organism in Eukaryota, Fungi, Ascomycota, Saccharomycetes, Saccharomycetales, Saccharomycetaceae. Gene Ontology annotation, molecular function: transcription corepressor activity. The record is from RefSeq and is a predicted model, not a curated record.
AUGUCAUCGUCGGACAUUUUUGAUAUCCUUAACAUAAGAUCAAAAUCACAAAGCCCACAAAAUGAUGAUACAGGUACUGCAAAUAAAUCCAAAUUACUUAGUUCUAAUGAGAAAAGUAGUUUAAAUUUAUCUUCUUCCUUAAGUGGCAACAAUGUUCAGCCAAUAAAGGCUACAACUUCUAAACCCCAGGUAACUGGGAUGCAAAGAGAAUUAUAUAAUUUAUUGGGUGAAAACCAACCACCAAUUAUGGUUCAACCAGCUAAUCGGUUCAAAGACAAGAUGGCAGGAAAACCGUCCCCUUGGACAUAUGCAGAGUUUUGGUCUAGUGAUCAAACAGAUAUAAAAAAAAGAGUUAAACUAAAACACUGGGUAAAGGGGUCUAAAAAUUUAGUUGGUGAUGUUCCUCAAACCUCCACUUUCUGCAAAUUUAAUCAACAUUUAACAUUACCACGAUUUACAAAAGAAGAGUACCAAUCAUUUAUGGAAUUGGCCAGAAAGAGAAGAGUUCAGGAGAAAAGUGAUAGUUUGGAAAGAACACCAAUCCAGAAUUCACAAGAAAAUUUGCCAAUAGAUGGCACCACAAGUGAGAAAAAUACUGAUCAAAGAAACCAUAGCGAACUAAAGGAUUGUAAGCUAGACAACAAAGAAGAAACGUCUACUAAAUCUGUAGAUGAUAAUAAAUUAGAUACAAGUAGUUCCAUUGAAACAGUCAACGAUAAGGAGAAUAAAGUUAAUAAAACAAAUUCACCCAUUGAAUCAAAUCAAGCUGAUAAUACUGACGAAAAAUCUAAUGAUAAAUCUACUGCCAAGAUUAAUGAAAAAGCUGCAACUGAGAUCAUCACAUAUGGUACUAAGGACCACAAUCAGACUAGCUCCAAUGAUGAUAGCAGUUUGGAUAAAGGUAAUACAACUGGUAUUACAAAUAUAAAUGUAGAUGAAAAUAAGAAUGAAUGGGAUUAUGAAGAAGUUAAUUAUCUUUUCUGGUUGUGUCGAAAAUAUGACUUAAGGUGGUUUAUUAUAUACGACAGGUAUUAUUAUGAGUCCGCAGAACAUCGAACUCUCGAAGAUUUAAAAGAUAAGUUUUAUGAAGUUUGCCAGAACUAUUUUGCAGCAAGAAAUAGUAAGGAUCCUCUUUUAGAAUCACUAAAGUAUGACAAGGAAAGAGAACUAGAGAGAAAACAAUAUCUAAAUAGAUUAUUGUCACGUACUGCAGCAGAAAUUGCUGAAGAAGAAGCUUUAAUUAUGGAAUCCAAAAAAUUUGGAAUGGCAGCUAAAAAAAUAUUGAAUGAAAGAGAAUCAUUAUUGAGACUAUUAGAUUCUCCAAACUCAGAUCAAAAUAGUUCCCAAUAUAUGACAUCACAAGGUAUAUCACAGUUAUAUAAUACCCUAUUAACUGAUAAAAACCGUAAGCGUAAGCAUGAUUCUAGUAUUCCAGAAAACCCAUGGAUGAAACAACAACAGCAAUUUGCCCAACAGAAGCAACGAUUGCAGCAAUUACAUGAAAAAAAGCGAUCUGAACUUUCAGAACCAAAUACUAAAACCACAGCUGUAUCAAAAUCUCUCUCUAUGGAAACUCCAGAUUUGUUAACUAAUCGUACGAAUUCAAGUGGUGCAGAUACAAGGGUAGCAACCUCUACACCCUCCACAACAUCACCGCGUAAGACAAAAAAACAAAAACUCGAACUACAGAAUUCGAUCAAGAGAAAAAACGAAGUGCAGUUUGUGGAACAUAUACUGCAAAAUUUUACUGAAGAGGAAAAGAAAUCUCUUGGCGUUAUUGCCCAUGGUGAAAAGUUAUACCCAGGUGUUUAUUUAAGAGGAACAAAAAUAUCUACUUUUAAACCUGCUUUACAAAAUAAAGUAAUAGGUGUUCUACAAGAACUAGGGUUACCAGCGAGACCUGCAAUGCCCUCUUACGAUGUAGUACAGGUCCAAGAAAAACUAUUAAAACAAAUAGUGAAAUUACUUGAUUUAAAGAAACAGAUGGAUAAACUUGAUGCAGAGAAGGCUGUUAGAGAAUAA